Molecule: messenger RNA, 1837 nt
Organism: Osmia bicornis bicornis
Lineage: Eukaryota; Metazoa; Arthropoda; Insecta; Hymenoptera; Megachilidae
Product: SOSS complex subunit B homolog
Exons: 2
Coding region: 403-1101 (232 amino acids)
Biological process (GO): response to ionizing radiation; mitotic cell cycle checkpoint signaling; double-strand break repair via homologous recombination
Cellular component (GO): SOSS complex
Molecular function (GO): DNA binding
Source: RefSeq, a predicted model, not a curated record
CCUAUGUAGUAAUAACAGCAACAGUCAUGCUACAACCAGCUGGUGCCAAAUUAUUUUGAUGACGCACAUAUUGUAGUACAGUAGCGAAACUGGUGUCUGUAUGACGUACUAAAAUAAGAUGGCUGAUAUUCGUUCCAUCAACUACCAACAGCAUAACACCCGUACUACCUCUCUAAUGAACUUCUUUCUUAUUUUACAUAAUUAAGCAUUUUAAACCUUCAUUGGUGUUAUCCUGAAUAUUUGUAGAAAGAAGUCAAUGUAGUAUACGAUAUCUAACGAACGUUAAGAGUAAUAGGGAAGCCCAUAAAAGUAAGAACACAUCCCACGUAUUUUCAGAUACAUACGCACAGGUGAUUGUUCAUAAGGAGUGCUAGUGUAAAGUGUAUAUUGAUUAUUAAAACAAUGGAAUACGUACUGAUAAAAGAUAUACGGCCGGGUCAAAAAAACAUUAACGUAGUGUUUAUUGUUUUGGAAGUUGGCCAUCCUACUAUUACCAAAGAAAACCGCGAAGUUCGAACGUUUAAAGUAGCAGACAGUACAGCAUGUAUGAACGUUUCAAUUUGGGACGAACCUGGACAACUUUUAGUACCAGGUGAUAUUGUAAGAUUAACGAAGGGAUAUGCAUCCGUUUGGAGACAGUGUUUAACACUGUAUUCUGGAAAAAAUGGUGACAUACAAAAGAUUGGAGAAUUUUGUAUGGUAAUAAAUGAACAAUUAAACAUGAGUGAACCAAAUCCUGCUCUAGCACAACAAAUGAUUAAUCAGAGUGGAUCUGGUCCACCUGGUAGUAACAUUAAUAAUAACAUUACAAACAAUGGAAAUGCAAAUAAUAUCUCUGGACAGUCUGGAAGACAACCUUUGGCAAUUCAGAGUAAUUCAACAACACCUACCAGUGGAGCACCUAGUAGUUCAGCUACAACAAAAAGUGGAAACAAUAACAAUGGCAAUAGUGGUGGAAAUAGUAGUAGUAGCACUUCCGGACUUCCAGGAGGUUCUGCAAGAUAUUCUGGUGAUACAACAACAAAAACAACUGUUACAACAAAAACUAAUUCUCGCGGUCGCGGGGGAUAUAGAAACGGUGGACGUAGUGACCGUAGAUAACACACAAAUAAAAAACGGCUAAUUAUAUAUGUGUAAUAAAAAUAUGCAAUUGAUUACAUUCAGGACAACUGUAAUAUACUGUUUUUCUAAUAAUCCUGUAUAUGUGUAUUCAUGAAUUAAUGUAUACGAUAAAGUGUGUUUAGAUUCAUAAUGUGAAUUGAGGACAAUCCACUUAAGGACAGUAGAUUAAACAUAUUAUUAUUAUUAUUAAUUAAUAAUUUAGAUUUAUACUAUUAUUUAGUACAAUUAUCUUUUAUUAAUCUUUGUAUUUAAUAUUGUAUAUCAAUUAAAAUGUAAGGAUUGUCUUCAAAUCAAUAUAAGUAUCAAAAUUUGUCUUAUUAUGAUAAAUAAUGUAAUGUGUAAUAUAAAGUAUUCUGCAUUUAACUAGUAAAUAAUCUUACUUGAUAAUUUUUAAAAAUAUAUUUUAUUAAGAAACACCAUAUGUAUGAGCUUAAUUUAUACUGAGUAAAAAUAGCAAGUUAAUUCUAAGUAGCUUUUUACAUUACAUACAAAAAUCAUAAGUAUCCUUCAUAUUUGUUCUUUUUAUUCAGUAUAAACUUUGCUUGGAAAUAACUGAUUUGUAUUUUACACUUUUGAAGAAAUUAAACAAAUUUAAAAAAAGCAUUAAAUAUUUUCUCCAUUUUUCCUUUACACUUUAAAUAAUAAGAAUUCAUAUAUAUAUGUAUAUAUAUUGCACUUAUUUUAACUUUGCCUAUAUUUAAUAUUUACUAAAUAU